Pocillopora verrucosa is the source of this 1042-nucleotide messenger RNA. Its product is annotated as C-reactive protein-like. NCBI's taxonomy places the organism in Eukaryota, Metazoa, Cnidaria, Anthozoa, Scleractinia, Pocilloporidae. The record is from RefSeq and is a predicted model, not a curated record.
CUCACUUACUUUUUCUGUUAUCAAGCGAUUUAAGGUCGGUUAUACUAUGGUACCGUUUCAUUUGAAGUCAUGGAUAGCGGUACAAAUAAUAUCAGUUAGCCUAGCAAGUAUUGAUGAUAAAAUACGGAGUCUUACAUCCACAGUGACACGAGAAAACUUUAGGCUGGAGGGGCAUUUGAUCGAAAGUGUUACUGUAGACAGUCAAAUAACAUGCAGCCAUUAUUGCGUGAAGAAUACUCGUUGCCUCUCAAUCAACUACAAAAAGUUCCAAACAGACCUUAAAGGACGCUGCGAGUUAAACUUUGCUGGUUUAUCAAAUGAUCUCGACAACAAGUAUCUGAUACCAACAAAAGAAUUCGUCUUCUCACAAAUACGAUGUCGCAAGGAGGAUGAAACGAGGUGCCCUAACAUGGAUAGAAUUCCGUCAGAUUUCUCACUUGAGUUUCCUGUUCGAAACGGCAAUGGUGUGGUCUAUAACAAGAAUAUGGAUAGGGUGCUUACUAAAUUUACCCUCUGUCUUUGGAUGAAAACGCAGAGUCAAGGAACUGUAUUCAGUUAUGCAUGGCAAAACAGAAUGAACGAAAUUAUCAUAAUAAACAGUCCCGAGCUGCAGCUAUAUGUUGGAGGUCAACAUACACCAAGAGCAGUCAUAUCCGUCCGUGAUGGUGAGUGGCACCAUGUAUGUGCCACCUGGCGGAAUACCGAUGGCCAAAACAAGAUCUUUAUCGACGGGAAACUAGAAGAAAAUGGUACUGGACUUAGUGCUGAUCAUAUAAUAGAAAAGGGAGGGGUCGUUGUAUUGGGUCAAGAGCAAGAUUCUCUCGGUGGUGGCUUCCAGGACAACCAAGCCUUAGUUGGUAAAAUUGCAAAUUUGAACCUGUGGGAUACCAUUCUUCCUCUCAAAGAGAUCGUAGAAAUGUCGAAAAAUUGCUUCUCAAGAAAGGGUAAUGUUUUAAGUUGGGAGCAAUUCAGGAGCGACAUUCGAGGCACAGUUAAGGUUCAUGAGCCUUCUUUGUGUAGAGCCCCAUAAAGUUUGAACCAC